Molecule: messenger RNA, 3501 nt
Organism: Zygosaccharomyces rouxii
Lineage: Eukaryota; Fungi; Ascomycota; Saccharomycetes; Saccharomycetales; Saccharomycetaceae
Gene: SLN1
Product: histidine kinase
Exons: 1
Coding region: 1-3501 (1166 amino acids)
Biological process (GO): phosphorelay signal transduction system; protein autophosphorylation
Cellular component (GO): membrane
Molecular function (GO): phosphorelay sensor kinase activity; histidine phosphotransfer kinase activity
Source: RefSeq, a predicted model, not a curated record
AUGUGGAUGAGACAAUUGAUGUUUGGGAAGUUCCAAAGCCCCAUAAGGUUAGGAAUCCGUGCGCAGUUGACAGCUCUCGUCAGUAUUGUUGCACUUGUAUCGCUAAUUAUUUUAGCAGUUUCUACAGGUGUUUAUUUCACAGAUAACUAUAAGAAUCUGCGAUCUGAACGUCUUUACAUGGCGGCCCAGUUAAAAUCGACUCAGAUUGAUCAAAAUUUAAACUAUAUGUACUAUCAAUGUUACUGGUUAUCAUCAAGAGACACUUUACAAGAAGCUUUAGCUAACUAUGUGGCCGGGAAUAAGACUUAUGCAAACUGGGUAGAUUCUGGUAAUGUCAUCCAAAAAUUUUUAACCUCAUCAGGAUUAUUCUCUGUAGCAACGAUUUACGAUGCAACUUUUACACCAGUUCUUUCAGCUACUAAUAACGGAACUGGUAACCAUAUACCAGAAAGUACUUUGGAUCGACUUAUGCCCCUGUCGGGCAAUAAGCCACUCCCGUCAUCUUUGCAAUCGGAAGGGAUUUUAACUAAUCCAGUUUUGAACGGAACUUCAUAUUUAAUGUCGAUGUCUUUGCCAAUAUUUGCCAAUCCUUCCAUUAUUUUGACAACUUCUCACGUUUACGGUUAUAUUACGAUAGUCAUGUCCGCUGAUAGUUUGAAAAACGUCUUUGACGACACUACGGCUUUAGAGAAAUCGAACGUUGCUAUUCUAUCCGCCGUAUAUGAUCAGAAUGAGACCUUGUCGUCGUACAAUUUUGUAUUUGCACCACUCGGCGUACCAUCAAGCAUUUUAGCAGAGACUAUUCCCAUUAAAAAUGGUACCUUCUUAAGCAGCGCUCUACGGCAAGGUAAAGGCGGCGCUCUUGAACGGACAAAAUUUCUAUACACUAAGAAGGUUGCUGUGGGCUAUUCACCAUGCUCAGUAGUGUUUGUUAAUUGGAUUGCCGUCGUUUUACAAUCGGAAGCUGUAUUCAUGGAACCGGCUACGAAAUUAACCAAAAUUAUUAGUGGGACUGUGGUAGGAAUUGGUGUAUUCGUUUGUCUAGUUACUUUCCCCCUAGCACACUGGGCGGUAAAGCCAAUCGUUCGAUUGCAAAAGGCUACUGAAUUAAUUACAGAGGGAAGAGGUCUGAGAGCAAGUAGUCCUGGGGCCGGUAGCUCUAAUGUUAGCCGAAGAAGUUCUUUCUUCCAUAGACCGAGCAACUGCGGUAGUUCAAUUCGUUCUCGUGUGACGGAUAAUCAUAACGAGAAGGGUCAUGAUUUACAUGGUGAACAAAUUCAACACGGAUUUUUCGCUAUGAACGGUUCUAUUAAUCAUUCUCUCGCUGCUUCGAUUGCUAGUAGUGGUAAUGAAGCACUUUCAGAUAAAUCAAAAGGACUAACAACGUCGGCUAAUUUGAUAGAGGCUAGAGUCCCCGUUUAUAGAAGAUUUUUUUCGGAUGAAUUGUCAGAAUUAACAGACACAUUUAAUACUAUGACCGAUGCAUUGGAUCAACACUAUGCAUUGUUGGAAGAUAGAGUCAGAGCUAGAACAAGGCAAUUAGAAGCUGCAAAAAUUGAUGCAGAAGCCGCUAAUGAAGCCAAGACAGUUUUCAUUGCCAAUAUUUCGCACGAAUUAAGGACACCAUUGAAUGGUAUUCUUGGUAUGACAGCCAUUUCCAUGGAGGAAAGGGACAUUGAUAAAAUCCAAAACAGUUUAAAACUAAUCUUCAGGUCUGGUGAAUUGUUAUUGCAUAUUUUGACUGAAUUGUUAACUUUUUCUAAAAACGUUUUGAAGAGAACCAAAUUGGAAAAAAGGAAUUUUAGUGUUACAGAUGUUGCGCUACAAAUAAAGUCAAUCUUUGGCAAAGUAGCGAAGGAUCAACGGGUCAGAUUAUCCAUCACACUUUAUCCUAAUUUAAUUAGAACAAUGGUGCUCUUCGGUGAUUCAAAUAGAAUCAUACAGAUCGUGAUGAAUUUAGUUUCUAACGCUUUAAAGUUUACACCUGUGGAUGGUAAGGUAAACGUUUAUAUGAGCUUGCUUGGUGAAUAUGAUGCUGAAAGAAGUGAAAACGAAAAUCACAAAAAGGUUUAUGUGAUACCAGGAACUGAACCUAAAGGUAAUGAUGAGAAGGAUAAAGGAGGAAUAGAGGAAAAGGAACGAUUCUCAAUAGAAAAUACACCUAACGAUACUUCCUCCAAUUCAAGCAAUAAACACUCAGAUACGGAAACCACCCCGGGUUUGAAUGAUACCGAUGAAAAACAAGCAUCUGAUGAUAUGGACGGUGGAGAAGAGGAUGUAGAGGAUGCAGACGAAGUUUCUUCAUUUUCUACCAGCACGAGUUCCUAUAAUGAUACCGUUUUCCACAGUCAGUUCAAGAAGACUCCAAAAGUUUGUGAUGAUUCUAGUGAAGAGUUAGGUGUAGAAGUCAAAGACAAAAAGAAAUGGGUUAUUUCUAUUGUUGUGGAAGAUACAGGUCCAGGUAUAGACUCCUCUUUACACGAAUCAGUGUUUGAACCAUUUGUUCAAGGAGACCAAGCACUUUCAAGACAAUACGGAGGUACCGGGUUAGGUUUAUCUAUAUGCCGUCAAUUAGCCACUAUGAUGAAUGGUACAAUGGAUUUGAAAUCAAAACUAGGGGUUGGUAGUAGAUUCACAUUUACCGUCCCAUUGACACAGACAAGGGAAAUCAAUUUUGAUGACAUUCCUGCUGCAUUUGAAGAUGAAUUUAAUCCAGAUAGUAAAAAGAACAGAAAAGUUAAAUUCAAAAUCGCUAAAUCUUUAAAGAGCAAAAGGUCGAAGUCAUCUCUCAUGACAGUAGGCCCCAAAUCUUCUUCAUCAGAUAAGAGUUUGAGUCAAUUGAAAUUAACUGACAGUGAUCGGAGCGUUCGUUUGGAUAGACCUUUUCUACAGAGUACUGGUACUGCGUCUUCUAACACCAAUUUGGGCACAACAUCUACUAUUAAUAAAAUUUUGGUUGCUGAAGACAACGAUGUUAAUCAAGAGGUCAUUAAACGUAUGCUUAAUUUGGAAGGUGUUCAUAAUAUCGAAUUGGUAUGUGAUGGCCAAGAAGCUCUGGAUAAAGUUAAACAAUUGGUCGAAAAUGGUGAACAUUACAAUUUAAUCUUCAUGGAUGUUCAAAUGCCAAAAAUGGAUGGUCUUCUAUCUACAAAGAUGAUACGUCGUGAUUUGAACUACACACAUCCAAUAGUUGCACUGACGGCAUUUGCCGACGAUAGUAACAUUAGGGAAUGUUUAGAUGCAGGCAUGGAUGGAUUUUUGGCAAAACCCAUCAAGAGAGCACAAUUAAGAAAGAUCAUCGAAGAAUUCUGUCCUGAUAAACAACCUCAGGAACAAGACAAGGAACCAAAAUCGUCAGAAAAUGACAAUUCACAACUGUUGCAGCAGGACCCGCAGCAGUCAAAAGAACAAAAACAACAGCAGCAACUGCUGCCAAUAAUAACAACAACAACAUCAUCAUCAUCAUCAGGUAGAGAGACUAAAAAUAAGGACCCUCAAUAG